CAUGCAACCAUGCCAUACGAAGUAUCUCUUAUCUACGCAAUUUCCAGUGUUGUUUGAAGAAAAGAAAAAUGGCGUCCCAAGAUCAAAGCCACAAAGCUGGUGAGACCAAAGGCCAAGCUCAGGAGAAAAAGAAUCAAAUGACGGAGAAGGGAAGAGAAGCGACGGAAACGAUGAAGGAAAAGGCUAACACGGCGAAAGACAGAGCUUCGGAGUCCGCCCAAUCUGCCCGAGACCGAACCCAGGAGGGCAAGGAGGAAACGGGCAGCCUCCUCAAGGAGAAGACAGAAGCAGCUAAACAGAAGUCGUCGGAAACUGCCCAGUCUGCCCGUGACACUGCUCAAGCGGGAAAGGAGAAAACGGGCGGCCUCCUUCAACAGACGGGAGAGAAGGUGACGAACAUGGCACAAGGGGCUACUGAUGCUGUGAAGAAUACGCUUGGCAUGGGCGAUAAUAACAAAAAUACCACUACCACAACCAACAAGGAUUAGAUAUGAGAAGAUGCUAGAUGUGUGCUUUUUCUUAGACGCUUCGUUUCUUUUUAUCCUUUCAUCAUGUAAGCUAUGAAGUGGGCCGUCCUAUAUAGUGGGGCCCUUUUUUUCUUUUUUUUUUUUUAAUGUUAUUUGACUUCGUUAAGGAUACAGAAAUUACAAAAGUAUGAUCUUUUUGUGGGUCCCA
Molecule: messenger RNA, 675 nt
Organism: Magnolia sinica
Lineage: Eukaryota; Viridiplantae; Streptophyta; Magnoliopsida; Magnoliales; Magnoliaceae
Product: late embryogenesis abundant protein Dc3
Exons: 3
Coding region: 69-488 (139 amino acids)
Source: RefSeq, a predicted model, not a curated record